This is a messenger RNA of Orbicella faveolata, 2034 nucleotides long. RefSeq names its product melanocortin receptor 4-like. NCBI's taxonomy places the organism in Eukaryota, Metazoa, Cnidaria, Anthozoa, Scleractinia, Merulinidae. Gene Ontology annotation, molecular function: G protein-coupled receptor activity. Gene Ontology annotation, cellular component: membrane. The record is from RefSeq and is a predicted model, not a curated record. Gene Ontology annotation, biological process: G protein-coupled receptor signaling pathway.
AAAUCAUAUAUAUAACUAAUUUCUGAUCGCCACGAAAUAAUUAAGAAUUCAAAAUUCUUUGCAAUGUCGACGUGAUGGAUCUCAACAACGGAACGAACACGACCCAAGAACUGUUCUGCUACGGAACACAAGCAAGCAUCUUAGUUGUCAACCCAAAGAUUUUGAUGGCAUUGAUGGUUGUUAACACCUUUAUCUCCAUAACGGCUACGAUUGGAAAUUUGUUGGUUCUCGUGACAAUAUGGCGAAGUCCAAAUUUGCACUCUCCUUCGAACACAUUGCUGUUCGGCCUGGCUUUGUCUGAUCUGUGUGUUGGGAUAGUAUCUGAGCCACUGCACGUUGGAUUUCAAGCUGUACUUUUCAAUGAUUCUAGCAAAAUUACCUCCUGUACACUUACGAAAGUACGGAAUUUAAUAUCUGUCUUUCUAACAGUAGUCACCCUGUUAACUGUAACAGCAAUGAGCGUUGAUCGCUAUCUAGCGAUAUAUCUGCACCUGAGAUAUGAACAAGUGGUCACAGAAAAGACAACGAGGAAAGUCCUUUUAUGCCUUUGGUUGAUAAGCAGCCUGCCCUUAGUCAUGAUGGCUUUUGAUACUAUGGCUAUGACUAGUUAUUUAGUUAUGGCACUUAUAAUAGCAGUUUGCCUUGCAAUUAUUUCGUUUUCUUGGAUCAAGAUUUACCAAGUUGUUCGACAUCACCAAGCUCAGAUUCAAGAUCAGAUGGCUGUUGCUUCGCAAUCAUUUAACAUGGCGAGAUUCAGAAAUUCUGCCGUAAACACUAUGCUCGUGUUAGUAGUCGUUCUUGUGUGCUAUACUCCAUUUCUUGUUUCUAAAAUUUUUCUCACUGUCGACUUAAAUCCUUCAAGUGUUCUAUUUGUCGAGAUUACCUAUGUAUUUGUGCUCUUAAAUUCUUCGCUAAACCCAUUCGUGUAUUUUUGGCGUCAGCGUGAUCUUCGUGCACAAGCUAAGCAACUUGCGAUGACGUUUCGCUGUCAAACACAGUAACAAUGAGAGCCCUGCCAAAAAGAGGAUAUUGUCCUAUUCAAAAUAAAUGGUUGAAACAGUAAAGAAAUUGGUGAUUGAGGUGACUAAAAAAACGUCUGAUGGGAUGAGAUUCUUUUCACAUAGAAAUGAUGGAGUGUACAGUCCACAAAACAAUAUGGAUCUUGCGCACACUCAGAUUGGUUCUGAAAGAGCUUUGUUUAUCCCUGGUCGAACAACCAAACUCACACCCCCACUGUGGUACAAGAGGGAGGCGUAGGUGGACUUCACUUAGAUUUUCGUCGUUAUUAGAAAUGUACAUUUUUUUCAAUAAAUAAUUGUGUGGUUUUCUGAUACCAUGAUUUUAGCAUCAACUGAUAAAGAGAGGUUAUAAUGGCCAAUCAAAAUUUAAGUCUUACAAAGAGCUGGAAACUGUUUUGAGCUACCUUAGGUGAUUCCUUAGAAUUGCACUGCGCAUUCCAACUGCGCACGAUUUUCACGUCAUUAGCGUGCGCGCACGAGCGCGUGCACAGACACAACAUGUACAAAAUGGUGGCUUUCUCUAAACGGCUUGGCUUGCGAGGAACAAAUUAUCGUUUUUUUCCUGGGAAACGAGUACCGGGACCUAACGAUUUUUUUUGUUUAUUUAGUCUGAAUGCAGAGGUCACCUUCUUUCUAUACAGUGAAAAUCAACCAAUUUCUAUCGCAGAGUGAAAAGUUGUCAAGGAAAAUGAGAGCAUAGUUCAAAUAUAAAAGUUUCUGAAGGCAGAUAAUUUCAGGAAUUAUAGGGUUUGUUGAAGGUCCUGCUGCUCCUAAACGAAUACGGGGAUACCCAUUUUUUAUUUCAAAUUUUAAAUUCUUUUGAUAUAGGCAGCCAACAGUAAAGUUUGAAAGGAAAUCUAUUUUGAGUUCUAUAUCGAUGGAAUUACCUUAAAAAAAAUCUCUCCGUAAACUUUGAAAUCCCGCGAGAGGAGAGAAAAUUCUAAUGUUCAUUUAUUUCAUUACAAAAAAUUCUUUGGGGAUUUUUUUAAGUCAAAAGUAUUGUUUUAGCCUGGGG